Aspergillus piperis CBS 112811 is the source of this 1030-nucleotide messenger RNA. RefSeq lists its product as uncharacterized. The coding region runs from base 207 to 764 and encodes 185 amino acids. The transcript has a single exon. The record is from RefSeq and is a predicted model, not a curated record. Lineage: Eukaryota; Fungi; Ascomycota; Eurotiomycetes; Eurotiales; Aspergillaceae.
CUCAUUCUCAGACCCUCAGCCUUGCUUAAACCAACUCGCAUUCGCAUUCAAUACCAAUCUCAGUUUACCACUGCCACCUAGCAAUCAUGACGAGCAUUUUCCUAUUCUGCACCUCCGACGUGCCGGCAAGCGUAUGAAAGCUCCGUUUUGUGAGACUAUCAAGUACAACUGACUUCUACUGUCACUAUCAGACGAUCAACCAAUUCAUGACAGAGUUCGCUGAAGCCAGCGAGGAUCCAAAUAUCUUCUGUCUGGUCCGCACUCCCGACCAAGAACAGUUCGAUGUGUGGGGCACCGAACCACCUGUGCAAGACUUCACAACAGGUUUCAAAAAUGCCCCUGAUUCUACUCUUCGCCUCUACACACAAAAUCGGCUCGACGAACUCAAGACUGCAGGCAAGGCCGGGGGACUAUCUCCUGGAUGGCUGGCUAAGCUCGACGAGCGAUCGCCGCGUGACUCGACCGUGGUUCUGCAGUACCGCAAGAUCAAAGCCAACUGGGCUCAGGCAUUGGAAGAUGCUGAAGAGCAGUUUCAUAUCCCCGGUCAGGCGGACGUUGAUGACCAGUAUAUCUGGUGGAAGUGGCGUGUGCCAUUUGCGGAUUCUUUCCAGCUAUUCAACAGCGUCGACGAUGGUAUGCCGGAUAUGAUUCGGCUGUUCACUCGACCUGAGUUUGUGGACUCGAAGGGCGUGCUUCAUGUAGAUGUCCCCCGUCAGAUCAUCAAGGGGGAGAUUCCGGACCCCAUUACGGAGAGUGCAAGCUGAGGGUUUGCCGGUCUACCUCUCAUAUCAACUUGCUGCUUAUCUUAACUCUGCUCAUCCCCCAUACAGCCAUGUAACAUAAAUCGGCCAUACAAUUGUCAAAACAUUCAAGACUCAAUGGACAUACUCCGUAGUCUUAGAUGGCCGUAUGGGAGUGGAUGGUGUGACGUGACAAAUCUUUGUGGCUGACGUCUCCAGCCUUAUGUCGACGUAAGGCAAUGUGGAUUGCCACAAACUUCAUUCUUGAUAACAACCAAGCAAUACCUGUG